AAGAGAAUGGAGGCAAGAGUGACAGGUUACUGAAAAUUUAAAGUAACGAGCAGAUGUGAGGAAACAAGGUUCUCUUGCUCCCAAGGAGACUAGACUGGCCCAAGAUGUGCUAACGCGUGCUUCCUUGGGAUCGUGUGUUCGGUGUAUCCCAACCUCGUGAUAGACGGGCCCACGAGUGCUUGUGGGUAAGGGUGGUUUUCAAAUUUUCCUUAGUGAAAAUCAUUGCAUAACAGCCCGAAAGUAGCACGACCUCUGGAAGCCCCGUAGUUCUACAGGUGCUCUCCGAUUCCGGCUCCUUUUACGUUGUAAGAGCACGGUGGCCUUGGGGCUCAUCUGAUAGGCGCCCUCAGAUCCUGGAGCUUUCAGUUCUAUUCUAACCCAGGGUUUUCUACAGGGAGUAGGAGAGAAAGCUUAAAGAAGUCACUGGAGGACACAAAACGUGCCCAAACCCACUCUAGGCUCAUAGCAUGAUCCCCACACACUGCUCCAAGCUGUCCUACGCCACUCAAAAGACAGAUCACGGUCACUAUCGCUGCCGGACUAGAGGAGCUCCGGACCCCAGGCCCCGCCGGAAGACGAACGAAGAAGCGCUUCCGGGAGCCAGCAAGCCCGCUCGGCGCAGGCGCAGCAGACGGCUCAGCUCCCGGCCUGGCAGAGGGAGGAGUCAAGAGUCCCCGGUGCCGGCGCCACCUGGAAACGAUGAGCGCGGCGGGUUCGGGCGGUCGCCGCCAGGCACGAGUGUCUCGCCUCAUCUCGUUCAGCGCGAGCCACCGGCUGCACAGCAAAUCUUUGAGUAAUGAGGAAAACUUGAAACUCUUCGGGAAAUGCAACAAUGCCAAUGGCCACGGGCACAAUUAUAAAGUUGUGGUGACAGUACAUGGAGAGAUUGAUCCCGUUACAGGAAUGGUUAUGAAUUUGACUGACCUAAAAAAAUAUAUGGAGGAGGCAAUUAUAAAGCCCCUAGAUCACAAGAACCUGGAUCUGGAUGUGCCGUACUUUGCCAAUGUUGUCAGCACGACAGAAAAUGUAGCUGUAUAUAUCUGGGAGAACCUCCAGAAAUUUCUUCCUGUGGGAGUUCUUUAUAAAGUAAAAGUAUAUGAAACUGACAAUAAUAUUGUAGUCUACAAAGGAGACUAGUUCUUAGAGAUCAACAUUGUAAAAAGACUAGUUUCUUUCCAUAUUUGAAGAUCUUUGUCCCCUUCCAAUAUAAAGCAAUCAUCAUGUAAUUUUUGUACCUGUACAUUGUGUUGUGGAGUGCCUGAUUUAUUGAAAUCAUUGUAAGCCUUGCUAUAAAUUUGUUUUAAAAGAAAAUGUA
This is a messenger RNA of Chinchilla lanigera (long-tailed chinchilla), 1315 nucleotides long. It is a transcript of the gene Pts, whose product is annotated as 6-pyruvoyltetrahydropterin synthase. The record is from RefSeq and is a predicted model, not a curated record. Gene Ontology annotation, molecular function: 6-pyruvoyltetrahydropterin synthase activity. The coding region runs from base 700 to 1137 and encodes 145 amino acids. The transcript has 6 exons. Gene Ontology annotation, biological process: tetrahydrobiopterin biosynthetic process. Gene Ontology annotation, cellular component: mitochondrion. NCBI's taxonomy places the organism in Eukaryota, Metazoa, Chordata, Mammalia, Rodentia, Chinchillidae.